Messenger RNA from Pieris brassicae (large cabbage white), 1140 nucleotides. RefSeq lists its product as uncharacterized. NCBI's taxonomy places the organism in Eukaryota, Metazoa, Arthropoda, Insecta, Lepidoptera, Pieridae. The record is from RefSeq and is a predicted model, not a curated record. The transcript is spliced from 3 exons. Bases 1 to 1140 code for a protein of 379 amino acids.
AUGGAGAAGAAACUAAUUAUUAAAAGAGAUAAACAACCUAGUGUGAAGCUUCCUCUAAUAGACGGCGCUAGUUCUGAUGUUAGACGUACAAUUCUUGAUACAGAUCCACAUUUUUACUCUUUGAUUGACGGAAGACCCAUCAGACCAAACAAAUCUAUACUCAAAUAUAAACAGGACAUAAGAAAUAUAGCCUUAAAACGGACGGUUUGCGGCUUUUUAACUGACGAAAUAUUACGAAUAGACAGAGAAAUUGAAACGGAGAGUAAGAUAUAUGAAACAGCUUCGAAACAUUUUAAUGAAUAUCAAUAUAGCUUUGAUAAAUUCUUAGCACACGAUAAUAACAAAACGAUAUCAAUAAUGAGAAAAUCUGAUAACCUAUCAAAAGAUUUGACUAAGCAAGUUGAAGAACACAAAGCAGCUAAUUACGAAUACGCAACACUCAAAUCUAAAUUACAAUAUAUAGAAGAGACAUUACAAAUUAUGGUUUCCUUUCAAUUUUUUUUAUAUAAUGCAGCUCCUAUUAUGUGGCGAGAAACAGUGCCAAAGCCAGUCGAUAAAGCAGAUAUUUUGGAAUCUGAUUCAAAUAUAUUUUCAAAAAUUGAUAUAAAUGCUGUUAAACUAAGAUUAAGUCAACUAGCCCAGCCGUGUCUUUAUUUUGAAACUCCUAUUCAGUUGCUUAAUGUUUUCAAUACUCUUGAGAAACAGAAUUUGAAUUACUUACUGGUGACUGAGGAGUUGAAUGCGGAAAAGCAACAGUUUCUAAUGUCUGUUCAACGUCUGAAAAUUCUGAUGGAUAUGGAACUAAACUUUAUUCAACAAAAGAUAAGAGAAAUCGACGAUAUUAUCAAAUGCAACGUAUCAAGAGAGUUAGAGCUUCAACAUGCAUUUUAUAAACUUCUUAAUAAAAACAUUAAGUAUUUAGUGUCAUCUAAGACGGCCCUUCAGAUUUUCAACUACGUUGAAUUUGCUUUUGAGGAAAUAAUUGCUCCCAAUGAAACUAAUCUCAGUUCUCUGGAAAUGAUGUUACUUGUUUCGGAUUGGAAUACUGAGGACUGUACUAAAACUGCAUCUAUGACAGUCUAUGGAACGUUACAAACCCCAGAACAAGAACAACUCACAACCACGCCCAAAGAAGUUUAA